AUGGGAAGCAGCAUUAGCGGAGGAGAUGGUGGUCCAAGUUCGUCGCAAAAACGAGUCUCGCUAAGUGAUAGUACGGAAAUUAUUAGCCGGGAGGGUGGGCGGUUUUGUUACCCUGAUUUUUCGAGUGAUGACGAGGAUGACGAAGACGAUGAUACAGAAAAAGAUGACGAACACGAAAGCUGGGACGAGAGUGACGAAGAGUUGUUGGCAAUGGAAAUACGCAUGAGGGGCCAGCCACGUUUCGCAAACUUCCGAGCCGCGACUUUGUCCCCCGUCCCUUUUGCAGCAGGGAAAAAGUGGAAUACUGUCCCUCUACGAAAUAGUCCAAAAUCAGAGCAAAGCCCGCCCUUCCCUCCGCCCAGAUCCACGUCAUCGCCGUAUCAUGCCACCAACAUACUACAAAGACACUUCGCCAAUUGGACCAAGAGCGCAGGUCUGAGUUCUUCAAGGCAUGCCGAUGUUGAUGGAGAGGGAAGACGUGGGAAUCCUGAUAGCUCCAAACCGAAACGCUGGAUAUCCUUUAGAAGUUUCUUCAAAAGACGAAAAGACGAUGAAGAUCAAAAAGAAAAGGUUGAAAAGGAGAAAGGAAAAUUGAUUGGAAUCGAUGGGACGGUUAUCCACAUGCUGCCAGCUCCACCCGUGCAGCAGCAUCAGUGGUUCACAGAGGCCAAGCCAGAGGAUCCCAACCAAAAACCAACCAUCGUUUUCACGUAUAAACCGGAGAGUGGACCAGGAGACGGCGAGCUGAGGAUCGAGGAGGUGAGAGAGACAGCGCUGCUAAAUCCAGAAGACAGUCUGAGGUCUGCAACAGCAAGACGGACGCCUUCUCCCUCAAGCAACGGCGGAGAAGCAACCAGGGUCAGAGCAGAUGCCCAGACGUCCCACUCCACACACUUCCUCCAGCUCAUCAGGAGGAAUCCUGAGGCGUUGCCAGGCCAGCUGAGAGACACAGUCCCUCCAACAUGUCCUGGGUCUUUCCUGGUCUCCACCAAGAAUAUAACCCUUCUCAUCCUCAAAACCUGA
Knipowitschia caucasica is the source of this 1023-nucleotide messenger RNA. Lineage: Eukaryota; Metazoa; Chordata; Actinopteri; Gobiiformes; Gobiidae. The record is from the annotation of a GenBank genome assembly.